AUGUCACAACAGCAACAACAACAACAGCAACAGCAGCAGUCCUACACGAUUUGGUCGCCGCAUGAUACGGUCAAAGAUGUUGCAGACAGCCUCGGGAUUGCAAAUAUUAAUGAGGAUGUGUUGAGAUCGUUGGCUAUGGAUGUGGAGUAUCGGAUUUUGGAGAUUGUAGAACAGGCAGUGAAGUUUAAAAGACACAGUAAGAGAUCCACACUAACCACGAGCGAUGUAGCCAAAGCGUUGAGAGUGCUCAAUGUGGAACCAUUGUAUGGAUUUGAGGAAGGUUCUAGUAGAGAUGAAGCCAUUAAGUUUAAUAAGCUGGACAAUGUGAAUGGACAGACAUUGUACUAUUUGGACGAUGAAGAAGUUGAUUUCGAGAAGUUAAUCAAUACGCCAUUGCCAGAAGUGCCUAGGCUUCCAACAUUUACUGCUCACUGGCUUGCAGUGGAAGGAAUCCAGCCUGCUAUCCCACAAAAUCCAAAUAUAAACGAGCUAAGGUUAAGUCAGGUACCGCUACAACGGGGUGCUAUCGUUUCUCCGUUGAACGAAAAUUCUGUGCAAACUUCGUUACAAACCACUGACGACGAAGAAAGACAGAACACUGCCAACAGGACCGUUGCUACCCAGGUUAAACCUGGUGCAGCUAAUGAGGCAAAACCAUUGGUUAAGCAUGUCUUAUCAAAAGAACUUCAAAUCUACUUUGAGAAAAUUGUUAGUGCUCUAACGAAUAAAGAUGACGAUACUAAUGCCCAACGUAUGAAGGCCGCUGCUUUAACAUCGUUGAAAUCCGAUACAGGAUUGCAUCAACUAGUGCCGUACUUCAUUCAAUUUAUUGCUGAACAAAUCACUCACCACUUGGAGGAUUUGGAAUUGCUCACAACCAUGUUGGAAAUGAUCUACUCAUUAUUGAGUAAUCAAUCUGUCUUUUUGGAUCCUUACAUCCACUCCUUGAUGCCUUCUAUUCUAACACUUUUGCUAGCGAAAAGACUUGGCGGUAACGGGUCUAAGAGUGCUACUGAGGAUAAAAAAUCAGAUGAACAAAAUAAGAAAGAUUUCCUAGAGAAAACAAAUGCUGUGCGUGAUUUCGCCAGCUCUUUGCUACUUCACGUUUUAAAGAAAUUCCCAAAGGUACACAAAUCAUUAAAGCCUAGAGUCACUAGAACUCUCUUAAAGACAUUUUUGGACAUAAACAGAUCGUUCGGAACCUACUAUGGUUGUAUAAGAGGUGUUUCAGUCCUAGGAAACGAAACCAUCAGGUUCUUCCUUGGAAAUUUACAAAACUGGUCAAAGCUUGUAUUUGAAGAAUACGAUUCGAGUCCAUCCGAAAGCGUUAAGAAGGGUAAAAACUUGACUGAGCUCGAAAUCAAACUUCUGGCAAAUCUAAUAGUAACAACGCUAGAAAACUUGAAAUCAGACCUCCCAUCUUCAUACGAUUCUAAAGACGAAAUAACUGAAGAAGAAAAGACAAGGUUGAAAGAGAGGUGUGGUAUUACCGUAUCAAACAUUAUAUUGGAAAAAGAAGAUGCCAGGAAGUUAUAUGAUGCUAUUUUCUUUGGUGAGCUAUGA
Messenger RNA from Kluyveromyces marxianus DMKU3-1042, 1563 nucleotides. RefSeq names its product TATA-binding protein-associated factor TAF6 (gene TAF6). The record is from RefSeq and is a predicted model, not a curated record. NCBI's taxonomy places the organism in Eukaryota, Fungi, Ascomycota, Saccharomycetes, Saccharomycetales, Saccharomycetaceae. Gene Ontology annotation, cellular component: transcription factor TFIID complex; SLIK (SAGA-like) complex; SAGA complex. Bases 1 to 1563 code for a protein of 520 amino acids. The transcript has a single exon. Gene Ontology annotation, molecular function: transcription coactivator activity; RNA polymerase II general transcription initiation factor activity; protein heterodimerization activity. Gene Ontology annotation, biological process: transcription initiation at RNA polymerase II promoter; RNA polymerase II preinitiation complex assembly.